UCGAAGAAGCGGAAGCUCGACUUUGAUACAACUCAUACGAAUGGCGCGAGUGGCUCAUGGUUAGACGCGAGCGCCUCGCCGGCAGUUAGCAUACAGGAUGUUGGGUUCCAAAUGCCGCAGCGCAAGAAACUCAAACUCGAGUGGUUAGGCUUCUCGUCCUCGGCACCUAACACCGGGGGCAUACGUGCAGUUGGCAACAGUGGAGAUGUUGAAUUUGGAUUGUCAUGGCAGGACGUUGACCAGAUGUUCUGUUUACCUGUACCUGAGAAAGCUAAGCCUUCAUGGAAUUUCGUCGUCAUGCCUGUUUCAUCUUCCAACCGCGAACCGAUCUUAUGGAAUACUCCGGAACCUAGCAAGAAGGAUAUCGAAGCAGGGACCGCGACCAUUCAACCCCAGACGACGAUUGACUCGAUAAAUCAACAGUUAGCUGGAAUGAACCCUCCAAAACGCGUACAUUUGCCCGAUUACGAAGAGUUUUGUGGUCAAGAUAACAAAUCUUACAAGAAGGGAGAAAAGAGAGCAUGGGUGAGGGCAUGGAGGGGGACAAAAGAUGGUUAUCUCUUCUUCCUUCCACAGGGCAUUCUAUUUGCGUUCAAGAAACCUCUACUUUUCAUACCCCUUGAAAACAUCGAGUCGAUCUCAUAUACGUCAGUCGUCCAGAUAACGUUUAACCUCGUGGUCUCAUUCGUGGUUCUGGGCAACGAAGACCCAGAAGAAGUGGAAUUCGGGAUGAUCGAUCAGAAUGACCAUACGCCGAUCGAUGCCUACGUGCAAAAACACUCGCUUCAAGACACCAGUAUGGCAGCCGAGAGACGCGCCAAGAGGUUGAACAUCAACCCUCCAGAGGGAAAGGGUACUGAAAAUGGAGAUUCGACCGAAAAUGCCCAAGGUGCUGCUGAUGACGGUGCUGAUGACGAAACGGAGCUUCAACGCGCAGAGCGCCUAUUGCAAGACGCAGAAGAUGAUGAAGAGGAGGAUUACGAUCCUGACGCUGAAGGGGACAGCGAUGAUAGUGAGGGAAGCGAGGGAAGCGAGGGCGAAGAUGCUCACGGCGGAGGAAGCGACAUCGAGGAAGUCGAUUCGGAAGACGCUGAAGACGACGACGAAGAUUAA
This is a messenger RNA of Eremomyces bilateralis CBS 781.70, 1113 nucleotides long. RefSeq names its product Rtt106-domain-containing protein. The annotation marks the transcript as partial. Lineage: Eukaryota; Fungi; Ascomycota; Dothideomycetes; Eremomycetales; Eremomycetaceae. The record is from RefSeq and is a predicted model, not a curated record. Gene Ontology annotation, molecular function: nucleosome binding; histone binding. The transcript has 3 exons.